Messenger RNA from Syzygium oleosum, 776 nucleotides. RefSeq lists its product as uncharacterized. The record is from RefSeq and is a predicted model, not a curated record. The transcript has a single exon. Bases 140 to 613 code for a protein of 157 amino acids. NCBI's taxonomy places the organism in Eukaryota, Viridiplantae, Streptophyta, Magnoliopsida, Myrtales, Myrtaceae.
GAUUGAAGAAAACCAUAUUCAUGUCCACUCCUCGCAAGUAACCUCGUUCAUUCCUUGUCACCAAGCGCAAUCAAUCCACAGGGGGCUCGACGUCAAAACCAAUCCCUUAGCCAUUUCACAGUCCUCAAACAGCCACGAGAUGGUGCUACAGCUCCGCGACCCGCCUCCGCCACCGCCGACCAUCACGGUGUUCCCCAACAGCAUAACAAUGCCGCCGCCGCAGACCGUCACGGUGUUCCCCAACACCUUGCCGAUGCCGCCGCCGCCGCCGUCCCAACAGCACUCCCACUCUUCGAACGGGUCCUUCGGGACGGUGUUCAUGGUCCUCGCGAUCGUCCUCGCCGUGUCCGCCAUCGCCUGCUGUCUAGGCCGGUUCUGCAACCGGCGGUCGCGCAGCGGCGACCCGCCGUCGAAGCAGGACCGCCGGCCUCGUCCGAAAGAGAACGACAUCGAGUUCGGCUUCGACGGAAAAACUCUAACCGUAGGUAACCCGAUGGCCGGCAACGACGGAGGACCCCAAAUGAUCCAUGACAAGGAUAAGGCAGGUUUGGGUGGAGGGUUUCGAUUCCAGACUAGGCCUAGAGUCGAUGAGCCAAAGCCUGGUGCAGCAUGACAUGCAAGCGCAUGCCAUUCUAGUUUUUACAUUGCACGCAGUCUUUGUAAAAUCCUCUAUACAAGAAGAUGUUUGACGUUCAAUUGUCGUUGUCUAUGAUCUCGGACACUUGUAUCUAUUUCGAUGAUCACCAAGCAUAAAAGAGCAUAAAUCUGAGUUCUAA